AUGGACUACACGAUGGAGGACACACAGAACUCCGCGCCGGAGAGCCUCGAGACUACUAAGCUGAGUGGCGCGGGACAGCGCAAUGAGACACAAAGCGUGACCAAGCGUUUACAAGCCGAGCUCAUGCAACUGAUGAUGUCGCCUUCGCCCGGAAUCUCUGCAUUUCCCAACGCCGAUGGCAACUUGCUCGCCUGGACGGCCACGAUCACCGGCCCAACUGAGACGCCCUACGAAGGCUUGACGCUGAAGCUCACCUUUGACUUCCCCAACAAUUACCCAUACUCCCCACCAACCGUUCUUUUCAAGACACCGAUCUACCACCCCAACGUGGACUUUUCUGGCCGGAUCUGCCUGGAUAUCCUCAAGGACAAGUGGAGUGCCGUGUACAACGUUCAGACCGUCCUUGUGAGCUUGCAGAGUCUCCUGGGAGAGCCCAACAACGCGAGUCCGCUCAAUGCCCAGGCUGCCGAGCUCUGGGACUCCGAUCAAGCCGAGUUCAAAAAGCACGUGCUGAGCCGACACCGCGAUCUCGACGACGAGGAAUAA
Molecule: messenger RNA, 546 nt
Organism: Penicillium diatomitis
Lineage: Eukaryota; Fungi; Ascomycota; Eurotiomycetes; Eurotiales; Aspergillaceae
Product: putative ubiquitin conjugating enzyme (UbcK)
Exons: 3
Coding region: 1-546 (181 amino acids)
Source: RefSeq, a predicted model, not a curated record